Solea senegalensis (Senegalese sole) is the source of this 2724-nucleotide messenger RNA. Its product is annotated as cullin-1. The transcript is spliced from 22 exons. Gene Ontology annotation, cellular component: SCF ubiquitin ligase complex. Gene Ontology annotation, molecular function: ubiquitin protein ligase binding. Gene Ontology annotation, biological process: SCF-dependent proteasomal ubiquitin-dependent protein catabolic process; protein ubiquitination. NCBI's taxonomy places the organism in Eukaryota, Metazoa, Chordata, Actinopteri, Pleuronectiformes, Soleidae. The record is from RefSeq and is a predicted model, not a curated record. Bases 448 to 2724 code for a protein of 758 amino acids.
GCUGCUCAGUUGAUCUUUGUGCGAGCGAAGCGCAGCGGUCGCAGUUAGCAACAAGGCGAGCAAACACGCACAGGGAACCACGUCCAGUGCGGCGGAGGAUACCGCGUUUCAAGCCGGAAAACACCCCCCACACGCCGAGGACACAGCGACAGCGACGGCCCUGACAAUGGUCAUCUGGUGAGGACUGCCAAAGCUUUUAGGUGGAGGAGUGGCAGACAGCGCCACCCCGGUGUGCAGAGUGGGACUGCAUCUCGUCUCACAUCCCAAACAAAGCAGCUUUCAGACGAGCCACCGCCUGCCAGAUGGACGUCAGACUGUAAGGGCAGAGCGAGUGACGGACCAACACCAUCUGAGGAGAGGAGCCAGGGGGGGAGAACGCUCGCAGGAGCAGGACCGGGAGGGCACUGAGGGAGAGGAGAGGACAGAGAGAGGACGAGGGGCUCCACAAUGUCGUCAAACCGGACCCAGAACCCACAUGGACUGAAACAGAUUGGCCUGGACCAGAUAUGGGAUGACCUGCGGGCUGGAAUCCAGCAGGUGUACACACGGCAGAGCAUGGCUAAGUCACGCUACAUGGAACUCUACACACAUGUAUAUAAUUAUUGUACCAGUGUCCAUCAGUCCAGCCAGGGCCGCGGCUCGGUGCCGCCGGCCAAACCCUCCAAAAAGUCCACCACUCCAGGAGGGGCUCAGUUUGUCGGCCUGGAGCUCUACAAACGCCUCAAAGAGUUCCUGAAGAACUAUCUGACCAGCCUGCUGAAGGAUGGGGAGGAUUUAAUGGACGAGUGUGUCCUCAAGUUUUACACCCAGCAGUGGGAGGAUUACCGUUUCUCCAGUAAGGUCCUCAACGGGAUCUGCGCCUACCUCAACCGCCACUGGGUCAGACGAGAGUGCGACGAGGGACGCAAGGGCAUUUACGAGAUUUAUUCUCUGGCUCUGGUCACCUGGAGGGAGUGUUUAUUCCGACCACUCAACAAACAGGUAACAAACGCGGUGCUGAAGCUGAUCGAGAGGGAGAGGAAUGGUGAGACCAUCAACACUAGACUGAUCAGCGGCGUCGUCCAGUCGUACGUGGAGCUGGGUCUGAACGAGGAGGACGCCUUCGCCAAAGGUCCCACGCUGUCCGUCUACAAAGAGUACUUUGAGUGUCAGUUCCUCACCGACACGGAACGUUUCUACACGCGUGAGAGCACGGAGUUUCUGCAGCAGAACCCAGUCACUGAGUACAUGAAGAAGGCGGAGGCUCGGCUGCUGGAGGAGCAGAGGCGUGUGCAGGUUUAUCUCCACGAGUCCACUCAGGACGAGCUGGCCCGCAAGUGUGAGCAGGUUCUUAUAGAGAAACACCUGGAGAUCUUCCACACUGAAUUCCAGAACCUUCUGGACGCCGACAAGAAUGAAGAUCUGGGCCGCAUGUACAACCUGGUGUCGCGGAUCACAGACGGUCUUGGCGAACUGAAGAAGCUUCUGGAGACUCACAUCCACAACCAGGGCCUGGCUGCCAUCGAGAAGUGUGGAGAGGCCGCACUCAACGACCCUAAAGUGUACGUGCAGACCACACUGGACGUCCACAAGAAGUACAACGCCCUGGUCAUGUCCGCCUUCAACAACGACGCCGGCUUUGUGGCGGCGCUCGAUAAGGCGUGCGGUCGAUUCAUCAACAACAACGCCGUCACCAGGAUGGCUCAGUCAUCCAGCAAAUCCCCUGAGCUGCUCGCCAGAUACUGCGACUCCUUACUCAAGAAGAGCUCCAAAAACCCAGAGGAGGCAGAACUGGAGGACACACUCAACCAAGUGAUGGUUGUGUUCAAAUACAUCGAGGACAAGGACGUUUUCCAGAAGUUUUACGCUAAGAUGUUAGCCAAGCGUCUGGUCCAUCAGAACAGCGCCAGUGAUGACGCCGAAGCCAGCAUGAUUUCUAAACUCAAGCAAGCCUGUGGCUUUGAGUACACGUCCAAAUUGCAGAGGAUGUUCCAGGACAUCGGAGUCAGUAAAGACCUGAACGAGCAGUUUAAGAAGCACCUGACCAACUCUGAGCCUCUGGACUUGGAUUUCAGUAUCCAGGUCCUGAGCUCUGGGUCUUGGCCUUUCCAGCAGUCCUACACCUUUGCUCUGCCUUCAGAGUUGGAGCGGAGCUACCAGCGCUUCACAGCGUUCUACGCCAGCAGACACAGCGGCAGGAAGCUGACCUGGCUCUACACCCUGUCCAAAGGAGAACUGGUCACCAACUGCUUCAAAAACAGGUACACGCUGCAGGCCUCCACCUUCCAGAUGGCCAUCCUGCUGCAGUACAACACCGAGGACAGUUACACUGUGCAGCAGCUCACAGACAGCACUCAGAUGAAAACCGAUUUUCUGGUUCAGCUUCUGCAGAUUUUAUUAAAGUCAAAGCUGCUGGUGUUGGAGGACGAGAACGCCAACGUGGACGAGGUGGACUUCAAACCCGACACCGUCAUUAAACUCUUCCUCGGAUACAAGAAUAAGAAGCUGAGGGUGAACAUCAAUGUCCCCAUGAAGACGGAGCAGAAACAGGAGCAGGAGACGACUCACAAGAACAUCGAGGAGGAUCGCAAACUGCUCAUUCAGGCUGCCAUUGUCAGGAUCAUGAAGAUGAGGAAAGUCCUGAAACAUCAGCAGCUUCUGGCCGAGGUUCUGAACCAACUGUCAUCAAGAUUUAAACCUCGAGUCCCCGUCAUCAAGAAAUGCAUCGACAUAGAGGGAGAUUGA